Molecule: messenger RNA, 432 nt
Organism: Priapulus caudatus
Lineage: Eukaryota; Metazoa; Priapulida; Priapulimorpha; Priapulimorphida; Priapulidae
Product: BAG family molecular chaperone regulator 1-like
Exons: 5
Coding region: 1-432 (143 amino acids)
Molecular function (GO): protein-folding chaperone binding
Source: RefSeq, a predicted model, not a curated record
AUGAAAAAAGUAAUUGUUAAGUAUGAAGAUUUUACAGCCAUAGUUGAAAGCGAUACUGAUGUGUCAGUUGCUUCACAAACGCUAAUUUUCAAAGGUAAGAUCCUACAGUCAGUCAACACAUUGGAAGCAUCAGGAGUUUGUGAUGGUUUAAAUAUAAUGCUGAUAGGCCGGAAACAUAGUGCGGAACAAGAAAUACAAAUGAAGGAGAUUGAAAAGGUUGAAAAGCACACCGAUGUGCUGGAGAACUGGUUGCUCGAACAAGAAAAAAAAGUCGAUGGCAUAGAGAAGGGUUGCAAAAGCAUGUUAAAGCAGGAGGCCCUCGAGCUGCUGAAGCGGGCGCCAGACGCCACCUAUCAAUUCCAGCGAAUAUACGUGAAACUCGACGCGCUGGAGACAGAAACCGAGCACCAGUAUGUCAGGCUGCACCAGUAG